AUGACACGAGAACAAUACAUACUAGCAACACAACACAAUAACCUGCCAAGGGCUGAGAAUGCACAACUUUACCCAGUGGGAAUUUAUGGAUGGCGAAAGAGGUGCUUGUACUUCUUUGUCCUUCUGCUGUUGGUUACCAUGAUAGUUAACUUAGCCAUGACCAUUUGGAUUUUGAAAGUGAUGAACUUCACUGUGGAUGGUAUGGGAAAUCUGAGAGUCACCAAGAAGGGAAUCCGACUUGAAGGUAUAUCUGAGUUUCUACUUCCAUUGUAUGUGAAAGAAAUUCAUUCCCGAAAGGAUAGUCCACUGGUCUUACAGUCUGACAGGAAUGUAACAGUGAAUGCAAGAAAUCACAUGGGGCAGUUAACUGGACAGCUGACAGUAGGCACUGAAGGAGCAGUGUUCGGGCACUCUGUUGAGACACCACACAUCAGAGCAGAACCUUCCCAAGACCUCAGGCUCGAAUCACCAACCAGGUCCUUGAUAAUGGAAGCUCCUCGGGGGGUCCAGGUGAGUGCUGCAGCUGGAGACUUCAAGGCCAUCUGCAGGAAGGAGCUGCAUUUGCAGUCCACGGAGGGGGAGAUAUUUUUGAACGCGGAUACGAUCCGGCUGGGAAAACUGCCGACCGGCUCCUUUUCCCCUUCUUCACCGAGUUCCUCCCACUCUCGGCAGACAGUGUAUGAACUGUGUGUCUGCCCCAACGGCAAACUGUACCUGUCUCCAGCCGGGGUCGGGUCCACGUGUCAGUCCAGUAGCAACAUCUGCUUGUGGAGCUGAAGGACUGAUCUCUCCUCACACCAGAAUAGCCUUUUGUUCCCGUCCGUCUGCUUCACAGUUCUGCUCCGUUUCCCUCGUGAUCAGUCCAGAGCUUCUCCAAAUGGUCCACAGAGCACCUCCUUCCGGGGUAAGCAGGGAGUCUGGCCACCUUCCCCCUCGAUUUUCUGUGCUGCUCGACCCGGCGAGUGUGAGUGACAGAACAGUGGAAGAACCAUCUUCAGCAGGAAAACUGGAUCAUAAUCUUUGCUCAGAAGGGAGAAUAACAUAGGUGCCUUUGCUACAUGAAGUGAAGCACACAGUUUUAGAUUUUUGCAGGACCUGGAUAUGGACUGCACAUAUAUACAUUUACAUAGAUGAAAUUCCCAGUAUCCAAUGGCAAGAUGACAUGGUUAACCCUGUAAGAAAACUAAUUCUACAGUCUGAAAGCACAAUUUUCCAUUCAUCUUUUUGGAUGUAAACUUUUAUCCCCGAAUUUUAAAAUUUUAAAGCAUUAUGUAAUGCUUGCUUUACUAAAAAUUCAAUUCAAUACAUGGUUUUUAACAAUACAAGACAGAAUCCCACCCUGAGUUUUAUUCGUUUCUUUAAAUUCAAUGUGUUGUUACUCUUUGUCUACUAAGUCUAGAAUUUUGUACAUUAGGUAAUUUUGAAAGCUCUCAGCAAUAGAAUCUUUACAGAAUUAACAAAAUGCCAUUAUACCAUCAUUUGUCAGAUCUGAAUGGCCUGAUGUAGUAUUUACUUGGCUAUUGCAUGUGACGUAUUUGCUUUUAACAAAACAUCUAAUUUAUUGCAAUAUAAGAUAGAAUUAAGAGGGACAUACUGAUGGUAUAGAAUCCAUCUUUUUUUUUUAAUUGACAUAAUAUCCACUAGGUUCUAAUAGUACAAUUUUUGUUUGCUUCAUUCACUUUAUACUUAACUCAGACUGCUAAAAUUCAAACAUCCUAAAUAAAAACUACUGUGAUGCCUAA
This is a messenger RNA of Bubalus bubalis (water buffalo), 1742 nucleotides long. RefSeq names its product sarcoglycan zeta (gene SGCZ). Gene Ontology annotation, cellular component: sarcolemma; sarcoglycan complex. Gene Ontology annotation, biological process: heart contraction; cardiac muscle tissue development. The transcript has 6 exons. The record is from RefSeq and is a predicted model, not a curated record. Bases 1 to 777 code for a protein of 258 amino acids. Lineage: Eukaryota; Metazoa; Chordata; Mammalia; Artiodactyla; Bovidae.